Messenger RNA from Oncorhynchus gorbuscha (pink salmon), 5070 nucleotides. Its product is annotated as TNF receptor-associated factor 2-like. Gene Ontology annotation, cellular component: cytosol; plasma membrane signaling receptor complex; cytoplasmic side of plasma membrane. NCBI's taxonomy places the organism in Eukaryota, Metazoa, Chordata, Actinopteri, Salmoniformes, Salmonidae. Bases 29 to 1750 code for a protein of 573 amino acids. The record is from RefSeq and is a predicted model, not a curated record. Gene Ontology annotation, molecular function: ubiquitin-protein transferase activity; tumor necrosis factor receptor binding; zinc ion binding. Gene Ontology annotation, biological process: positive regulation of canonical NF-kappaB signal transduction; regulation of apoptotic process; tumor necrosis factor-mediated signaling pathway. The transcript is spliced from 10 exons.
CGUCAUUCUCUUGCAUGUUCGGGGAGAAAUGGCUGCACAAGAGCCAUCACCACCAUCUUCACUGGAAGGCAACAAACCAGGAUUCCCUAAGAAAAUUUUGUCGAACAACCUCGAAGAAAAACACAUGUGCAAUUCUUGUUUGAAAAUAUUGAGAAGGCCUCUACAAGCCCAAUGUGGUCAUCGUUUUUGUUCAUUCUGUUUCAACAAAAUUGUUAGUUCUGGACCACAUAAAUGCAGUGCUUGCAUCAAAGAGGACUUGUUUGAGGACCCCACAUCUAUUCUUAAAGAAGGCGGUGCUUUUCCUGACAAUGCAGCGCGGAGAGAAGUGGAAGCAUUGGCAGCUGUUUGUCCAAAUGAAGGAUGCACUUGGACGGGCAAUAUCAAAGAAUAUGAGGUGAACCACGAGGGAAAGUGUGACUUCAUGAUCAUUCUCUGUCCCUCCUGUAAAGAACUCAUGAGAACCAAUGAGCUGGAGCGUCACAACGAACGAGAAUGUCCUGAGAGGACUUUAAACUGCAAAUACUGCAAAGAACCUUUCCAUUUCAAGAACAUCAAGGCUCAUGAUGAGAUCUGUCCAAAGUACCCUAUGAUUUGUGAAGGUUGCGCAAAGAAAAAGAUUCCCAGAGAAAAGUAUGUGGACCACAUCAAGUUCUGCAGUAAAUUCAGAGCACCUUGCAGAUUUCACGUCGUUGGCUGUGAUAUGUCUGUGGAAAAGGAGAAGACCCAUGACCAUGAGCGUGCAUGUUCCUACGAACACUUAAAUCUACUCUUGCAUUUCAUCAUGGGCAUCAAGGUGAGCCUGGAGAGCUUGCAGCCCCAGAGCCUGGAGCUCACAGGUCACAAGAUCCACGAGCUGCACCAGGCCUUGAGAGAGCUGGAGCUGAAGCUGGGACAGCUGACUCUGGGUGGGGGUGCCCCCGUGCAGGGAGCCUGUGCCCCUACCCUGGCCCUCCCUGCCCUGGCCACCUCCUUUACCCCCCUGCCCAGUGCGGUGGGCGCCGCCCUGGAGCUGCAGCUCCACAGUGAGAAGACCAAGGUGGCAGAGCUGAGCCGGCGGUGCCAGGAACUGGAGCUGAAAGUGGGCACCUUCGAGAACAUUGUCUGUGUCCUCAACCGAGAGAUGGAGCGCUCCUCCACCACCAUUGAGGCCUACAACCGCCAGCAUCGCCUGGACCAGGACAAGGUUGAGAUCCUCAAUAACAAGGUGCGUCAGCUGGAGAGAACUGUGGGCCUGAGAGACCUGUCCAUUGUGGAGAUGGAGGGGAAUAUUCGGGAAAUGUCUGCAGCUACGUUUGAUGGUAUCUUUGUCUGGAAAAUCUCAGAUUUCACAAAGAAAAGACAGGAUGCUGUUGCUGGCAGAGCCCCAGCUAUGUUCUCCCCAGCAUUUUUCACCAGCAAAUAUGGCUACAAGAUGUGCCUACGGAUUUAUCUGAAUGGGGACGGGACGGGACGGGCCAGUCACUUGUCUCUGUUCUUCGUGGUGAUGAGGGGACACAGUGACGCCCUCCUCAAGUGGCCCUUCAACCAGAAGGUGACCCUGAUGCUGCUGGAUCAGAAUAACCGAGAGCACAUCAUCGAUGCCUUCCGUCCCGACAUCUCCUCCUCCUCCUUCCAGAGGCCCGUCAGUGACAUGAACAUCGCCAGCGGCUGCCCACUCUUCUGCCCUCUUCCCAAACUGGACACCAAAAACUCCUACAUACGAGAUGAUACUAUAUUCAUCAAGGCUAUUGUUGACCUCACUGGCCUCUAGGUAAAAAGUGUGCCCACUACCCAGGCUCUCUCCCUUGGUUACUUAUGUAAUCCACUUGUAGGGGUUUGCCAUGCCAUCCAGGGACCUUGCUGUGCUGUUUUAUGUCUCAAAUGGCACCCUAUUCCCUAUGUCGUGCACUACUUUUGACCAGAGCAUUAUGGGCCCUUGUCCAACGUAGUACACUACAUGGGGAAUCGGGUGCCAUUUGGAACACGUCCGAGAUCUUCGGUUAGUAUGUGGUUUCUUGGCUGGUUGAAGAGUACACCAGUCACAGCACAGUGUUGUGCUAGCCAUCAUUUAGCUUGACGCCAUUGUUACCAAGUAACCAAUAUCACAAUCACAUUUUGCAAUGUAGUUCUUGUUAAAUUGAAAAUAGAAAGUGUUGUUCGAGAUUUCCCUUCAGUUAGUGGGAUAGCCAUUUGCUGUUAUUGUAUUGAUACUACUAUGCUACUGCUAACGCUUGCACCAUGGACCUCUGGCACUUUACAUUUACAUUUAAGUCAUUUAGCAGACGCAGCUUUGUAGGAUGAAAACAGAAACAGAGCAAUGGUCGUGUCAUUCUGCUAGCGCUAGGCGCUUGUGUAACUGCAUUUGAUGCUAGAUAUUUGGUAACCCACUCAUUUCGAGCAACUUUUGCAUAGACAGACGUGGAGUUCCAGCAACUACAAUUGAUGCCCAUUAUCUUACCUUUUUAAAUGGUCAGCUUGGCACAUACUUUGCAGUGCAUUUAAGAGUAGGAAUUUGAAGUCAUCUGACAUUUGUGUCAAGCGUUGUGUGCCUCUAAUCUCAAGUCCUGUGUUUGUAGUGGUGGCAAUUUCUUGAAUUCCAUGAAUUCCAGGUGCAGUAUUUGGAUUUUGAAUCAAUGUUGUCUGCGCACCUUUUCUUUUCUCUUUUUGAGCUGAGUUGCUAUAUUCGUUUGCAUGUUGGAUCUGUGGAAGAUACACUGUAGUUUGCAACAGGGUAGUUCACUAAACCUGAAUCGCAGCGACCGAGAAGUUGUCAACAGCCUGGUGUUAUAGCUUGACGCGAGAAUGACUUUUAUUGUGAAGAGAUCAAGGAUUGUUUACAAAUCACUAAACAGGGUCUUAGAAAUCUAAUGAUAUUCAAGGGUAAAUGUUUAUUUGUAUUAGUGUUUUCUUCACAGCUUUGAGCUGUUCAUUGAUUCCAGAUCAAAUCUGUGACCUAGCUUUUACUAUAAGAAGUGCCUGCAUCCGUCAUAAGUUCAUUCUGAUCAAUGAGCCAUUGAACUGUUGAUGUGCUCUCCUGUGAAAUUGAUGGAUCCAAAAACGUUUAAUUUGUGUGAAAAAGAGCACUUCUCUAUCCUUAUAAAAACCCUUUUACUGUGGUGUAUUUUGGUAUGUUCAUAUGUCCGGUGAAAUAAUUGUUUGAUUUUACUACACCACACAGGCCUAAAUAUUGCACACUGAUGAAUUAAUGUCAUUAUACCUGGGAGAUGGUGUAUUUGGGAUCCUUCAGUUGAAUAGGGGAGUCUUAGAUAACUAACAAUUGGCUUUACAUCUAAACGCAAAUGAACCCAGGAUGUUUUCAAGCCAGUCUCGACACAUUGAAACCUCUCUGUGCAUGAGGUGUUUCAAUAAAGAUACACAUAAUAUUAAGUAUUGGUUUACUUUAAAGACCAACAUUUUAUUUGUAAUUAUUCUUAAUAUAUGAUGAGUGUUCUAUUGCUAAUUUACGUCACAUACGCAAAUCGGCAAAUGCUGUUAUAUUACAGGUUUUGCUAUUGAUGUAUGCAGAGAGUGAAAUAUAGUUACAUAUACUCUCCUCUGUAUUUUUCUGCACAAUGAAGAAAAAAAUUGUAAAUGUCACUCUAUAUGCCAGCAUUUUGGAUUCGAGAUCAAAUGUUUCCUAUGAGACGACAGUACAGAAUGUCACCUUUUUAUUUGAAGGUAUAUUCAUCCCUAUCUGUUUUACCAUUUAGAAAUGAAAGAACUUUAUGUAUCUAGUCUCCAUUCAGUUCCUAUUGGGCAAAACAUAAUUUGAAACGCAACAAAAACAAACUGUAAAUGCAUCCAACAAGAUUGUAGAGUCACAAGCUUGAUGUCGUCAUUUCGUGCAAGGAAUAUGGGACCAAAUGUAAAACUUUUGACUACUUUAAUACACUAUAUGUGGAUUUGUCCAAAUACUUAGGAAUUAAUAGGGGGACUAAAUACAUAAGGUACUUUCAUUUCUAAACAGUAAAACAGAUAUGUAUAAAAAGUACCCCCCCAAAAAGUGACAUUCUAUGGUGUCCCCUCGUGAAACAUUUGAUCUCAAAUCCAAAAUGCUGGGGUAUAGGGCAACAUUUGCACAUUUUUGCUUCACUGUCCAAAUAAAUACGGAGGGGAGUUUAUCUAUAGAAUAUAUAUAUAUAUGUGAGAGAUUUUAUUUAUUGAUAACAUAUUAUACUGUAUGUUGAGAUGGUUUAAAAGCAUGUCUGGGCUCAUUUGAAUUGAUGUAGGCAAAUCAGGAAUAUAAAUAUCAGUGGGAACCUUUCUUGAUUUCCUCAACAUUAUGAGGGUGAAGACAUGUUCAAUUGCAGUUUACACGCCUUCAGUAAUCAGUCUGAGAAAUUGUCUGUGGUAUUGUUUGUACAUGCAUAAAUAAUAUACUAUUUACUUUAUCUAGCCAGUAGACAUGGUUGUCAUCUCCUAUUAUGCAGACUGCAUUUAGCAUGUACAGUUGUGUUAAUUAUAACAUAUACAUGCUGCUAGAAUAUAUACAAUUAUACUCAUACUAGUCUACGCUGAAGCAUAUUACAUCCAUAUCUUUGCAUUUAUGUGCCAACUAUUGCUAAUUGAUAUGGUAUCUAUUUUUGUAUGUCUUGCAAAAGUAACUUUGUGUUGUAACAUUAAUUUGAUCGUCUUAAGGCUGUGGUUAAUAACGUUUUCAGUUCUCUCCCCCUCCAUAGACUUUCAGCAGUGCCAUCUGAUGAUCAUACUGAUCUGCACAUGAUCUGAGGUAAUUACCUUAGAAAUACAAUCACUAGAACAGGCCUGCAGGAACCUCAGACCAUGGCAUGUUCGCUGGUAAAUUCAUGGGUACACUCCAAAUGGCAAACCUUGUAUUCUAUUUCUACGGGGACAAUACUCACCACUCCUUUUUUUCUGUCCAUCCAAAUGUGUUGAAUGCUCUGUUGCUCGUUUCAUCUUGAUCAAUUUGUUGCUUUAGCAAGUUUUUGCAUGAGUUCUUGCCUGUUAAGGGAAAACAUCAAACGUACUGUAUCGUCAUAGGAAAUACCCUCUAUGGUUACAUUGCAAAACGUUGUUCGUUAGAUGCUGUUAUUCUUUAGUCAUAUAUAAAAACGUGUUUCUCUACCUGGA